Molecule: messenger RNA, 363 nt
Organism: Penicillium coprophilum
Lineage: Eukaryota; Fungi; Ascomycota; Eurotiomycetes; Eurotiales; Aspergillaceae
Product: DOC family protein
Exons: 1
Coding region: 1-363 (120 amino acids)
Molecular function (GO): kinase activity
Source: RefSeq, a predicted model, not a curated record
AUGCUAGAGUCUGUAAUCCAUUCGCCGAUGAACAUGAAACACUACGCAAAGACUGAAGAUGUUUUCCAGCUUGCUGCAAACUUUGCUGAGAGAUUGAUGAAAAACCAUCCCUUUCAGGACAGGAACAAACGGACCGCUUUAGUGGCGGCUGAUAUGUUCUUGAAAAUCAAUGGUUACACCCUACUAAACGGACCAUUCGCGAACGAUCCAAAUAACAAGGCGCUAGCAAAUGCUCACGUCGCCGUCGUGACCAACCAGUGGACCGCCCAACAGUUGGGAGAUUACUAUAAGUCUUUGGCAGUGCCUAUUGGUCCGUUGACUGCACAAAUCUUGGAGUAUAAAGGCUCGGCCAUUGAGUACUAG